Molecule: messenger RNA, 6401 nt
Organism: Linum trigynum
Lineage: Eukaryota; Viridiplantae; Streptophyta; Magnoliopsida; Malpighiales; Linaceae
Source: the annotation of a GenBank genome assembly
UUAUAUUACAGUCAAGAGUCAUGGGUCAUGAGUUGAUGAUGAUCCCCAUCCAUUGAAAAACAAACUAAAGCAUGCCCCAUCACUCAUUUUCUUGGUUAACAACAACAAUGUAUAAUUUACAAAAUAUUUAUAGAAAAUUUAUUAAAUGUUAUACUAGUGUUUUUUAGUUUGUUUAUUUUGGUGAAAAAAGAAAGCUUUUGCAUGUAUUUCAUCCCAGAAGAGCUAUAAAUCAAAGUAUUGACGGUGUAUGUUAGUAAGAAGAAUAUCGAAAGAUGAUUGUUCGUGUUCAUGUUAGUAGAGAUGUUGAUCAUCUCUCCUUUCCGCUUAACACAUUCGUUUAAGAAGGAAUUACAAUACCGAGAAUGAAGAAGAUCAUUAUAAGAUUAUGAAGAAGGAUAAUAUAUGAUAUAAAAAGGAUUCGUAAAUAGUCGAUCUAGCAAUUUACCCUAACUUGAUAUGGUGGCAUGUCUCUGUAUGUUUUUUUAAAUCAUACUUGAAGACUUAUCCCAUGGACCUCAACCACAAGAGGCAAGCUACUCUUACAAUUAAGCAUUUGGAAUCCUAUUCAUAUAUGGGGCGUACAAUUAAGCUCUAAAAAUGCUCACUUCUCUCUGUAUUAUAAAAGAUACUGCUGGCGAAAUUUUGUCGUUUUUUCCCCACCGUUUGUCUUAAUAAAAUUUUGUCGUGUAUAGUUACAUGUCACAAAACAACAUAAGCCAUCUGCUUACAGAGCGGCAACACACCUGGCAGACGCAUAAUGUAGUCAUGAAAAAACAAUGUGUAAUGUAUUCCACUUGUCACCUGAUUUGGAGUGAAAAUAAUUACUUAUAUUGAUUCUAAAUCCAAUUUCCUUUACUAGUACAUAACAUUAUAUACAACUUGUUGUCAAAAAGUUGUGGAGUAUCUUCCGUUACUAGUAUCCUAUCGCAUGUCGUUGGAAAGUUUUGUUUGUGUUAAUUUUACACAACAACAAAAUAGUAUGAUCAAGUGAAUAGAUGAUCGUAAAACAUGUUAACAAACACCCGACAAUUAAAUCAGACGAUCACGAAGAUAAUGCGUAUGUGAAAAAUAGUUAGAUCUUGUUCAUGAAUCGUUCUACAUUUACAUUCCCAAAAAACGAUAGGUGUGAAAAACAAACCUAGAAAACACUAAUCAACAUCGUUAAUCCGGAAUGGAUUUUGCUUCUUCUUUUCUUCGUCUUCUUCACCUUCUUUGUCUUGGACUGUGGAGCAUGGAGUUGACACCAUGAUAGCAAUAAAUUCAUUCAUCACUCUCUCUCUCUCUCUCUCUGGUAAUUACAACAAUGAAAGAUAAUUAUAAAUCUCCCCAACUGUCACUCUCCCUUUCCCUUCUCAUAUUUGAACCACCGCCACCUCCACCACCAGCACACCAUUUCUCAUUCUCUUCUUCUUCCCCCACCUCUCCAAUGGCGUGACUCAGUACUCAGUAGUAACUCCUCAACUACUCCAAAAUCCAAAAACCCCUCUCUCCGGCCACCGCCCCAGCAAAAUGCUUCUCUUCGUCUUCCUCCUCUUCUUCUUCCCUUCCUUCUCCUUUUCUCUGAACCAGGAAGGCCUUUAUCUCUACCAGCUCAAGCUCUCCCUCUCCGACCCAGACUCCAAUCUCGCCUCCUGGUCCGACCGCGAUGACAACCCUUGCUCCUGGCCCCGGGUCGGAUGCGACCCGACAACCCGCUCCGUCACCUCCGUCGACCUCUCCGACUCCAACCUCGCCGGCCCUUUCCCUUCCGUCCUCUGCCGCCUCCGCAACCUCACUUCCAUCUCCUUCUACAACAACUCCAUCAACGACACUCUGCCCCUCGACAUUUCCUCCUGCCGGUCCCUUACCCACCUCGAUCUCGCCCAGAAUCUCCUCACCGGCAAGCUCCCUGAAACCUUACCGGAAAUCCCCAAUCUCCAGUACCUCGACCUCACCGGUAACAACUUCUCCGGUUCGAUUCCGCCUUCCUACGGGAGGUUCCAGAAGCUCGAGGUUUUCUCCGUCGUGUAUAAUCUCCUCGACGGAAUCGUCCCACCCUUUUUGGGGAACGUUUCUACUCUGAAGAUGCUGAAUCUGUCAUACAACCCGUUUUCCCCAGGUCGGAUCCCGCCGGAGUUCGGGAACUUGACUGAUUUGGAGAUACUCUGGAUGACGGAAUGUAAUUUGGUCGGGGAAAUUCCUUCCUCUCUCGGCCGGUUGAAGAAGCUGACCGAUUUGGACCUGGCGAUUAAUGAUUUAGUCGGCGGGAUUCCGAAUUCGCUCGCCGGGUUGAGCGAUUUGGUACAGAUGGAGCUCUACAACAACUCGUUGAGUGGGGAGCUGCCGGCGGGGAUGGGAAAUAUGACGGCGCUGCGGCUCCUCGACGCUUCGAUGAACCGGCUGACCGGUUCGAUUCCGGAAGAUUUGUGUCGGUUGCCGUUGGAGAGUCUCAAUCUCUACGAGAACGGAUUCGAAGGUAACUUACCGGCGAGCAUUUCUUUUUCCCCAAAUUUGUACGAGCUCCGGCUGUUCGGCAACAAAUUAACCGGCGAUUUGCCUCAAAAUCUCGGGAAAAACUCGCCGUUGAGAUGGCUGGACCUGUCGAAUAAUCAGUUCACCGGCUCACUCCCGGCAACACUGUGCGAGAAAGGGGAGCUCGAAGAGCUAUUGGCGAUAUACAAUUCGCUGUCGGGUCAAAUCCCGGCGAGUUUGACCCAGUGCCGCAGCUUGACCCGAAUCCGAUUGGGCAACAACAAAUUAUCCGGCGAAAUACCCGCCGGGUUCUGGGGCCUGCCCCGAGUUUAUCUCGUCGAUCUCGUCAGCAACUCGUUCUCCGGUCAAAUCGCGAAGACCAUCGCCAGCGCAACGAAUUUGUCGAUGCUGAUUCUGGAUAAGAACGGGUUCAACGGUUCAAUCCCGGAGGAAAUCGGUUGGGUCGGGAGUCUGGUUGAGUUCUCCGCCAGUGAGAAUCGGUUCACUGGUCCGCUUCCCGGAAGCGUGAUGAAUCUGAAACAAUUGGGAACUUUGGAUCUCCACGACAAUCUUCUCUCCGGCGAGCUCCCAGCUGGGAUUGAUUCAUGGAAGAAGCUGAACGAGUUGAAUCUUGCCAGAAACCAGUUCUCCGGCGAUAUCCCGGACUCAAUAGGUAAGCUCUCUGUUCUCAACUAUCUCGAUUUGUCCGGCAACCAGCUCUCCGGCGAAAUCCCAUCCAAUCUCCAGAACUUGAAGCUCAACCAGCUCAAUUUCUCGAACAACAAGCUCUCCGGCGAGAUUCCGCCGCUCUACGCGAAAGAAAGUUACAAGAACAGUUUCUUAGGGAACCCCGGAUUAUGCGGCGACAUUGCCGGGUUGUGCCAGGGGAAACACGGCGGCGGGAGGAAAACCCAGGAUUACGCCUGGCUGCUCAGGUCUAUGUUCAUCCUCGCCGUAGUCGUCUUCCUCGUCGGAGUCGUCUGGUUCUACUUCAAGUACAGGAACAUCAAAUCUUCCCCCACCGGCGGCCGUUCAAUCGACAAAUCGAAAUGGACUCUAAUGUCGUUCCACAAGCUCGGAUUCAGCGAGUACGAGAUCCUCGACGCGCUCGACGACGACAACGUGAUUGGGAGCGGGUCUUCGGGUAGGGUCUACAAGGUUGUGCUCAGCAAUGGCGAGGCAGUUGCCGUGAAGAAGCUCUGGGGCGGUGGAGCCAAGAAGGGAAUUGUCGGUGAUGUGGAGAAAGGGGAGAGUGAUAACAAGGACGAUGAUGGGUUCGACGCGGAAGUGAAGACGUUGGGCAAGAUUCGGCAUAAGAACAUAGUGAAGUUAUGGUGCUGUUGCGUCACUAGAGACUGCAAACUUCUAGUUUACGAGUACAUGCCGAAUGGCAGCUUGGGGGACCUGCUGCACAGCAGCAAGCGAGGGUUGCUGGACUGGCCGACGAGGUUUAGGAUCAUCCUGGACGCGGCGGAGGGCAUUUCGUACUUGCAUCACGAUUGUGUGCCGCCGAUUGUUCACAGAGAUGUCAAGUCCAACAACAUUUUGCUCGAUAGUGAGUUCGGAGCCAGAGUGGCCGAUUUCGGAGUGGCCAAGGUUGUGGAUUCCCCCAUGGGCAAACCCAAGUCUAUGUCUGUCAUUGCAGGUUCCUGUGGCUACAUUGCUCCAGAGUAUGCUUACACAUUGAGGGUGAACGAGAAGAGCGACAUAUACAGCUUCGGGGUCGUGGUCCUAGAGCUGGUGACCGGGAGGCUACCUGUGGACCCCGAGUUCGGGGAGAAAGACCUGGCGAAGUGGGUACGAACCACGAUCGACCAGAAAGGGGUCGACCAAGUUCUGGACUCGAAACUGGAUUCGUGUUUCAGGGAGGAAAUAUGCAGAGUUCUCAACAUUGGGAUACUCUGCACGAGCCAUCUACCCAUCAACCGGCCCUCGAUGAGGAGGAUCGUGAAGCAGCUGCAGGAGAUCGGGGGAGAAGCUCAGUCGAAGACCGCGGGGAAGAAAGAUGGCAAGCUGACGCCGUACUACUACGAGGACGCCUCGGAUCAAGGGAGUGUAGCAUGAUUUUGGGAAGAGAUGAUUUACUGGGGGGGAGAGUUUGAUUGAGAGCCAUAGUUUUUUUUUUUUUUUUUUGCACUGUGGGUUUGGUUUGGGGGAAAGUGAGUGAUUCUAUGUGGGUGGAUUCUGUACAGUGGUGGUGAGUUGUAAUGUGGAAGUUUGAGUUCUACAGUGUUCAAGUUAAAAAAGAGUUGAGAUUCAAGAACCCACCAUGGCUGCAGAUUUUUUUCUUUUUACCCUAUUGGUGGUGGGAUACAGAAGGGUUAAUUUCUAGGUUGUAGCUUGUAAUGUAUGAUUUAUGUCAAAGAAAAUAUUGAUCUCUCUUUUGGCGUGAGCAAGUCGUAUCGCCUAACGAACGCUAGAAAAUGGAGCGGUAACGUAGAAGGACUAAGCCGACGUGUCGAAUUGUCGAUAGCUCGACUUGUCGAGACCAGCCAAUCUAGCGCGAGUAAGUCGCGCCUCCCCAGACAAUCCGACAGAGGAUCGGGCUCGUGGCGCUGUCACCGGGAAGUAACCGGAGAAGAGAGGAAGGUUGGAGGAUGCCAUGAGCAGCAGGGUGAAAUGAAAAUGAAAUAGCAAGUAGGUACUGUAGUACUGGUGUGUGGCCUGUGGUUGAGUCGGCUGCCUGCUGCUGGAAUUUAUUUACGCGGGGCAUGAGUGGGCCAUUGAGUCCAUUAAUGAGAGUGGGCCAGGGGGGGAACGGGCUGGUCCUGAAUAUCUUGGAACUUUUAAAGUGGGUGAAAGGGCCUUCUCUAGAUAGGCCCACGCUUGUCUCACUCUUCUCUGUUAGUUUACUCUUGGCCCAGAUGAAUCGGUUGCCAUCAACAUCGUAACUUCUAACAAUGACAACAUUCAUGAAUCUAAAAGGGUGUUAUUUGCUUAAGUGGCCUCCUUUCAAAAAAUCAAGGUAGUCUUUAUAGUUUAUACCCAUUCCGUUGUCUAUUUUCAUCUACACAUGGUUAUUUGUUGUUCGCAAUACGAGUUGACAAGUUAUUAUAAAUUAACGCAGUCAUUUUAAUUAUUAUUUACGUUUAUUAUUAUAACACUUGCUUGUCUGUGUUUUCCUAACAGCCAUGGUAGGUAUGAUUUCGAUAAAAAAAAAAUGGCAUCUCUGUUGUCAGUGCUCUUGUAUUGACAGCAUAGUGAAAUAGAUACAAUAAAUAUUAGACGUUAAAUUUAAUAUCAACAAACAAUGACGAAGAUAAAUAAGUGUUAAAUUUCAAUGAAUUCACUAGUCACUAGUAGGGCUGCUAAUGAACCAAACCGCUUAUGAACGGCUCGGUGUCCGACUCGAGGAAAACUCGUUCGACACUCGAUUCGUCUUAAUCGAGCCGGCUCGCGAACAAAAUCGUUAACUAAACGAGCCGAACUUGAGCCAUACCAUGUUCAGCUCGAAAGCUCGCGAACAAUCUCAUUUGAUGGUUUGGCAUAAAAAAAAGGAUUAGAAUUCAUGUAUUUUAUGUAUUGAAAUUGGGAUAAAUAUUGUGUUUUACUUUGAUAGACUUUGCUACAGGUUUGAAUGUAAUUUUGUGCUCAGUUCUAAGUCAAUUUUGAUCUAUCGUGGACAUUUUAUGAGCUGAACUCGAUUUUGGGCUCGUUAAACUUAUUUGACGAGUCGAGCUCGAGCUUUCAUUUUCAUAAACGAGCCGAGCUUGAGCUUGUAUAUUAAAGCUUGUGACAAACACGAGCCGAGCUCGAGCCUGGAAAUAUAUUAACGAGCCGAGCCCAAACUAUGACAAAGCUCGGCUCAGUUCGGCUCAUUAACAACCCUAGUCACUAGUGCAUGCCCAUUGAGUUUUUUUUUAUAUUCUUUUUACGGGGUUAAUGGAGUGAUUUAGGUUAGACUUUUUUGACGGAAGUAUGACUACUCAACCAGUAGAUUCCAUAGGCUU